Molecule: messenger RNA, 1395 nt
Organism: Hydractinia symbiolongicarpus
Lineage: Eukaryota; Metazoa; Cnidaria; Hydrozoa; Anthoathecata; Hydractiniidae
Exons: 2
Coding region: 174-929 (251 amino acids)
Source: RefSeq, a predicted model, not a curated record
CAGCAAUUAUAUUUGUAAUUCUGCUAUUGCCAACUUUAUUAUUUUAAAAGAAAAACAAAACAGAUGUUUUGUCAUGUUAUCAGAGAAAAGAGCUGACGCUACACACUCGGUACUUGGUUUGCAAACAUUGUUAAAUCAAAAAUACAAAAGUACAAGUGCUAUAAAAGAGAAUAAUGGUGCAGAAGAUAUUGAUUUAUUUUGUGAUGGCUAUGGUUCCAUCAGUUCAAAGUGGAGUAAUUCAAAAUUCCAAUAUCGCUUGGCUUAAAGAUCAACAUUGGCCAGAAACACAUCUUACUGAACAGUUGGAGCUGGAAAAAGACGAGUUUGAAAUAUCGAGGGAGGAAAAAUUUCAACUAAUAAUGUAUUUACCGAACACAUCUGAGAAAAACUAUUGCAAAGCAAUUUAUAAAGCGAUUGAAAAGAAUGUAGAACUGGAAAGUAUUGAGACGAUUCAACUGUUUCGACAUGAGAAAUCAUGUAUUGGAGAUAGUUAUCUACCUAAAUCUCCGAAAAUUUUCCUUCAUGAAAUUCGCCAUGAUCAAGUUAAUAUGACAUUUAUUUACAUCAUGAAAUUUAUUGCCAAAGAAUGUGAGAAUAAGAAUGUGAUCCUUGCCAGAGCAAACAUGUAUUUUACGACUGGUAUAAAUAUUUUUACGCAUGAUGGCAUCCAAAAGGGUGAAGUGUACACUCUAAAGAUUCGACAUCCAAAAACAAAACGUCAAACGGAUGCAUAUUACGGAACUCAUUAUGCUUUUGUGUUUAAAGGACAAUGGGACACAUCUGAUGAUUAUCCACAAAAUCUGGAAGGUUUGAUAUUUGAGUUAGACUCGCGAAAACUUGACAAUGAAGAAGUCUUGAAGAAGAUGUUUGGAACAAGCUUGGGGAUGAGUUUACGUUCAUCAAAUGUCAACGCUAUUUGCUUGCAUUGAAGCUGCAAGAGUUGUUGAACAUGUACAUGUAAAUACUGUCAACAGUUACUCCGUAACAGUGAAUUUAGUAAAAACAAUUAAAAGUAGAUACUUUUAUUAUUUGUUUCUUAAGUAUAAAAUAAUUAUUUUUCAUCAGAAGUGUAUAUAGCUAUCCAAAUUAUCUAAUAUCGUUGUUCUUCAAAAACGGCUGAUUCAUAAAUUUUUUUAUAUUUUGACUGAUUAAAGAAUUUGUCGAUGAGAAACGAUUAAAACUACUGUAUAUUUUUCUUUAAAUCUAAAAGAUUUCUUUUAUUAAAAAUUAUUCAGCGAAAGGCAAAAAAUACAUGUUAGAAGACAAAUUAAAAAGGGGUGUAAUUAUGUUAAUUUUUAGGUAAUAGGAGCAUCACAAGAUGCUUUUAUAUUCCAGCGUUGUACAGAUUUUAUAUCCGUGUAAAAAUUAUUUUCAAAUAAACGUAUCUCACUUUAA